This is a messenger RNA of Anopheles bellator, 1809 nucleotides long. Its product is annotated as cytochrome P450 4C1-like. The coding region runs from base 232 to 1758 and encodes 508 amino acids. NCBI's taxonomy places the organism in Eukaryota, Metazoa, Arthropoda, Insecta, Diptera, Culicidae. The record is from RefSeq and is a predicted model, not a curated record. The transcript is spliced from 8 exons. Gene Ontology annotation, molecular function: monooxygenase activity; heme binding; iron ion binding.
CGGAGGUGCCGGUAACGGGUUCGUUCCGACUUGAUCUUUUUACCGUUCCGUGAGUUGAGUGAAGCGAACUUUAGCGAAUCGCUUGUCGGAUGGUGAUCGGAAGUGAUCAGUCGCUUUUGGUGUUUUCAAUAAUUCGUGAAACAAUUCCAAACUCAUCGUCAGAGUAAUCUUUGACCGGCCAGCUAACGGGACUGUGUACGGGGCCGCUCUGUCGGAACCGGUUGCGGUAUCAUGUCGGAACUCACGACGGUGCUCCACGGUUUGUUGUCGUUUUUGGUGUUUGCCGUGGUACUGAACUGGCUGCUGAAGCGAUGGCAGCUCGGGCAGAUAUACGACAAAAUACCGGGCCCAAAGGCGUACCCGCUCAUCGGUACGAUGUAUUCGUUCUUCGGCAAGAAGCACCACGAGAUUUUCUACGUGGUCGAUAAGCGGACACGCACCUACCCCAACAUACACCGCCUCUGGACCGGGCUGAUGCCGGAGGUGCGCAUCUCCAAGGCCGAGUACGUGGAGCAGGUCAUCAGCUCCAGCAAGCACAUGGAGAAAUCCCACUCUUACCGCUUUCUCCACGAGUGGCUCGGCGAAGGUCUGCUCACCUCCAAAGGUGAACGAUGGUUCCAGCACCGUAAGCUGAUCACGCCCACCUUCCACUUCAACAUCCUGGACGGGUUCUGCGAUGUGUUUGACGAAAACAGCCAAGUGCUGGUGGAGCAGCUGCAGCCACACGCGGACACCGGGACACCGGUCAACGUGUUCCCGUUCAUCGCGAAGGCCGCCCUGGACAUCAUUUGCGAAACCGCCAUGGGCGUUAAGGUGAACGCACAGCGGGAGGAGAACACUUACGUUAACGCGGUGUACGAGAUUAGCGAGCUGUUCCUGGAUCGGCUCGUGCGCCCGUGGCUGCAUAUCGACUUCUUCUGGAAGUGGUCCCAGUACGCCAAACGCCACAAGACCGUGCUAGGCAUCAUUCACGGCCACACCCGAUCGGUCAUCCGGGAUAGGAAGGCAGCACUGGCCAAGUCACCGCAAUCGGAUCUUCCGACCGAUGGCAUCGACGACGGUAGCGGUAAGAAGAAACGGAUGGCCUUUCUCGAUCUGCUGCUGCAGGGCAAUCAGGUGAACAAUCUGCUCACCGACGAGGACGUACGCGAGGAGGUGGACACUUUUAUGUUCGAGGGACACGACACGACGUCGGCCGGCAUCAGCUGGGUGCUGUUUCUGCUCGCGCUCCAUCCGGACAUCCAGGAGCGGGUGUACGAGGAGAUUGAGUCGGCGCUCGGCACGGACGACACGAAGCCGGUCACCAUGCAGGACCUGGGCGAACUGAAGCUGCUGGAGCGCUGCAUCAAGGAAGCGCUGCGCCUGUACCCGUCGGUGCCGUUCUUUGGCCGGACCACCACCGAGGAUAUAAAGCUCGGGGGCUACCACGUGCCGUCCGGGACCAUUGUCGGCAUUCAAUCGUACCAUGUGCACCGGGACGAACGCUUUUUCCCCGACCCGGAAACCUUCGAUCCGGACCGAUUUUUACCGGAAAACUGCGAACAUCGGCACCCGUACGCGUACAUUCCGUUUAGUGCCGGGCCGCGGAACUGCAUCGGACAAAAGUUUGCGCUCCUCGAGGAGAAGAGCGUCAUUUCGCGGGUGGUGCGCCGGUUCCGGCUGCGCUCGGUUCGCACGCGCUCGCAGCAACUCAUCCUGCAGGAGCUGAUCGCGCGCCCGAAGGAUGGCAUCAUGCUGUACCUGGAAACCCGCAAGUGAACCCGCGCCCGUUUGUGAGGAAUGCUGGCAUUUUGGAAGCUUUUAAUGGAA